AUGAAGCUCGAUCCCAAGGCGAUCCGCUAUCUUACGUCGGAGGAUUUCCGUGUGCUCGCAGCAGUCGAACAAGGCAGCAAGAACCAUGAAGUCGUACCGACACCCUUGAUUGCCCAAAUCUCCGGCCUGCGCGGCGGUAGCGGCGUCAACCGUUCGAUCUCAAAUCUGGCAAAGACCAACCUCAUCGCGAAGGUGAAAAACGCGAAGUAUGACGGUUACCGACUGACCUACGGCGGUCUCGACUACUUGGCUCUCAACGCCCACCAAAAGCAAAAAUGCAUCUACUCUGUUGGCAACCAGAUCGGUGUCGGUAAGGAGUCAGACAUUAUAGUCGUUGCCAACAACCAGGGUACACAGCGGAUUCUGAAAAUUCAUCGACUCGGUCGUAUCUCGUUCCGAACUGUCAAGACCAACCGCGACUACCUACGGAACCGGAGCACGGGAUCAUGGAUGUACAUGUCGCGAUUGGCCGCUAUGAAGGAAUUCGCCUUUAUGAAAGCGCUACGCGAGAACGGCUUCUCAGUACCAGAACCAAUCGCGCAAAACAGACAUACCAUCGUGAUGAGCUUGAUUGAUGCGUUUCCGCUCCGACAGAUUUCCAAGGUUCCGAACCCAGCCCUUCUCUACUCCGAGUUGAUGGAUACGAUUAUGCGAUUGGCGCGCUAUGGCCUGAUCCACGGUGACUUUAAUGAGUUCAACAUUCUUAUCAAGGAGGAAGAGGACCCGGAAGCGAAGGGGAAGGGGCGCGAGGGAGAGGAUGACGACGCCAACCUCAUACUGACCCCGGUCAUCAUCGAUUUCCCGCAGAUGGUGUCGAUUGACCAUGCCAAUGCCGAGAUGUAUUUCGACCGCGAUGUGAACUGUAUCAAGCGGUACUUCCAGCGGAAGUUCCACUUCGUCAGUGAUGUACCGGGGCCUUUCUUCGCAGACGCCAAGAAACAGAUGACCAAGAACGCUGGGAAGAGGCUUGAUGUUGAAGUCGAGGCCUCUGGAUUCUCGAGGAAGAUGGCGCGCGAGCUUGAGAAGUAUAUGAAGGAAGUUGGUGUCGAUGGGGAUAAUGGGGAAGAUAAGAACGAGGGUGCUGAGGAUGAGGGGGAAGAGGGGUCAGAGUCUGAGGAUGACUCUGAUGCGCAUAGCGAGACAGACACAAAAGACGAGGGGUCAGAUAAUGCCCUCGAUGAGAGUUCUCAGAAGCUCAAGGACUUGCAUGUGUCCCGAAGCGGCCAACCGCGCAAUUCCAAUCUGCAAAAGUUCCGCAAAUCCAAAAGACCGCCCGAACCUCCCCAUCACCGACGAACCCCCAAUAACACCUCUCAAACACCCUCACCCCCUCAAUCCGGACCCGAUACCGCCAAUAUGGUCCGCAAGUGGUCCAAAUUCCCCAAGAAGCCCGCCGGCUGGGUCUCGCCCAGCGCACCACUCUCCGAGCGCAAGCAAAUCUACCUCCCCGACUUCACAAUCGCCCUAGUCCGAACACCCUUCCUCCCACCCCGCUAUGCCUCCUUUUACGUCCCCUUGAACUUCAACAAGCUCGACCUGCGCGACUACCUGCAGCGCCUGUACGGCGUUGGCGUCCUCAGCAUCCGCAGCUACGUCGAGCAGCAGAAAGUCACAAGACUCAAGUCAAUGGGCCGAUAUGGCUACGGCAAGCUCCGACGACCCCGCUCGCGCAAGAGGAUGACGGUUGAGAUGAAGGAGCCAUUUGUCUGGCCCGAGGAGCCGGCGGAUAUGGAGAAGUGGGAGAAGGACCAGUUCUACAAGGCGGCGAAGUACCAAAAUAAGGUCUCGAAGGCGAUGCAGCCAGAUGCCGGUCAGAAGGCGGAUACCGACGCGCGGGAGGAGUACGAGAAGGCGGCGCAGGAUAUACUCUCUGGGAAGAAGACAUGGAGGCCUACGUGGCAGGCUCUGGGGUUGAAUUAUGAUCGGUCGGCGUUUUCGAGGGGCGCGGGGAAGGGUUCUGCUGAGAGCUCAUGA
Aspergillus mulundensis is the source of this 1974-nucleotide messenger RNA. Its product is annotated as protein kinase RIO2. Gene Ontology annotation, molecular function: protein serine/threonine kinase activity; ATP binding; structural constituent of ribosome. Bases 1 to 1974 code for a protein of 657 amino acids. The transcript has 6 exons. The record is from RefSeq and is a predicted model, not a curated record. Lineage: Eukaryota; Fungi; Ascomycota; Eurotiomycetes; Eurotiales; Aspergillaceae. Gene Ontology annotation, biological process: translation; maturation of SSU-rRNA; protein phosphorylation. Gene Ontology annotation, cellular component: preribosome, small subunit precursor; cytosol; ribosome.